AAAAUGGUUGUUCUUAAACAAGUUUUCUUUAAUUCUGUACGUUUUUACACUUCAACUCGUCAAAAUCUUAAAAUUGGCAAAAAUACUAAAGUUUUAAUUCAAGGAUUUACUGGAAAACAAGGGACGUUCCAUGGCCAGCAAAUGAUUGAGUAUGGCACAAAUGUGGUUGGAGGUGUUUCUCCUUCUAAAGCUGGAACUCAACAUUUGGGAAAGCCUAUAUUUGCUACAGCAAAAGAAGCUAAAGAUGCAACUGGUGCUGAUGCUUCUGUGAUUUAUGUGCCAGCUCCAUUUGCUGCUACAGCAAUAAAUGAAGCAAUUGAUGCAAACAUUGGUUUAGUUGUUUGUAUAACUGAAGGAAUACCUCAAUUAGACAUGGUAAGAGUUAAAAGUCGUUUAUUGGCUCAAAACACAACUCGUCUUUUGGGCCCAAACUGUCCUGGAAUUAUUGCACCAGAAGAAUGCAAGAUUGGUAUUAUGCCUGGACAUAUUCACAAAAAAGGUGUCAUUGGAAUUGUUUCUCGUUCUGGCACUUUAACAUAUGAGGCUGUCCAUCAAACAACAGAAGUUGGUCUAGGUCAAUCCCUUUGUGUUGGAAUUGGUGGAGAUCCUUUUAAUGGGACAAACUUUAUUGAUUGUUUAGAUGUUUUUUUGAAUGAUCAAAAUACAAGAGGAAUAAUAAUGAUUGGAGAAAUUGGUGGUGAUGCUGAAGAAAGUGCUGCUAAAUUUUUGUUAGAAAAUAAUACUGGACCUAAUGCAAAGCCUGUUGUUUCAUUUAUUGCUGGUGUAACUGCUCCAAAAGGUCGCAGAAUGGGACAUGCUGGUGCUAUAAUUGCUGGAGGUAAAGGAGGGGCUCGUGAAAAGAUUGAAGCAUUACGUGGUGCUGGUGUUCGUGUUGUAGAUUCUCCAGCAAUGAUGGGAUCUGAAAUGGCUGGUCUUAUGAUUAAAAUUGCAACCGGUGGUUCUGCAAGAGCUCGGCAAUCCAUUUAA
This is a messenger RNA of Meloidogyne enterolobii, 987 nucleotides long. Lineage: Eukaryota; Metazoa; Nematoda; Chromadorea; Rhabditida; Meloidogynidae. The record is from the annotation of a GenBank genome assembly.